Messenger RNA from Eupeodes corollae, 1186 nucleotides. RefSeq lists its product as uncharacterized. Bases 25 to 363 code for a protein of 112 amino acids. NCBI's taxonomy places the organism in Eukaryota, Metazoa, Arthropoda, Insecta, Diptera, Syrphidae. The transcript has 2 exons. The record is from RefSeq and is a predicted model, not a curated record.
AUAAAAUAAAAACAACCUAAUAAAAUGUCCAUUAAGAUGCCGUCGAUUAUGGUUUGGGCUGGUACCAUGUCCAUUCUUUUGAUAAUGUCGUCAGCAGCGGCAAUACGUUCGGACGAUAAGAAUAUUACAAGACUUCUAAACAACCAGGUGAUUGUUAGUCGGCAGAUAAUGUGUGUCCUUGAAAAGAGUCCUUGUGACCAACUUGGCAGGCAAUUGAAAGCGGCACUUCCCGAAGUAAUUCUUCGCAAUUGUCGCAAUUGCUCACCCCAACAAGCUCAAAAUGCUCAAAAACUAACAACAUUCUUACAAACACGUUAUCCUGAUGUUUGGGCGAUGCUAAUAAGAAAAUACAAAGGAGUUUAAGGAUAUUUCACCUAAAGCCAGUGCUUUCAAAAACAAAAACCUUUUAAAGAGUGAUCAUCCAGAGUUUAGUAAACAUCUCCAAAAACCACCAGAAAAACAAGCAAGAAGUUGAAAAUAGAGCAGCACAAUAGUAUUCGUCAUAUCAUUAAAUGCAUAUAGUCGUCUUAAUAAUAAAUUAAAAAAAAAUAUAAAAAUAAAUUAUUAUUGUCCAAAAAAUUUGGAUUUUGAAACUUAUUAUUAUUAAAAAAAAUCAUUAUCAAUAAAACUAAAAUCAAAAUAAAUAAAUUGCCAAAAUAUUAGUUCAGGUGGUGGAGGUCAUAUUGUUUUUUUAAAGUUCCAAAAAAUAAGCAAUAAAUUAAUAAACUAUUAUAAAGAGUGUGAUAUGUCAAAUAAAUUGUAUGGAGGACUUAAGUGCUCCAAAAUUAGUAUUCCAUAUUCAAUCUCUUUGAAGUGGUUGCUAAAUUAGAAAAAAAUGCAACCAUUUUUUGGAUAUGAACAAGAAAAAAUGAAACAAAUUUAAAGGACUAAAAAUUUUAAUAAUCAAAAAUAUGUGAUUUUGAGCUGCUUUUAAGGGUAUCGUUUGCUUAAAGCUUCUAAGCAAACUUAAGAAGAAGAAACAAAUAUAUGAAUUCCACCACCUUUUCAAAAGUUAAUUUAAGCAUUCAGCUAAAAUUGUAAAAACAAAAACAAAGCUAACAGUGUCCAUGUUUAAUAUUAAAUACUUUAAUGUGACAUUAUAUAUAAAUACAAUUUUGUUUCUAAUAAAAUUUAAAUAAAUAAAUUAAAAAAAAAAAUACGGACAGAUGGACGUUUAUUACACAUA